Teleopsis dalmanni is the source of this 262-nucleotide messenger RNA. RefSeq lists its product as uncharacterized. NCBI's taxonomy places the organism in Eukaryota, Metazoa, Arthropoda, Insecta, Diptera, Diopsidae. The transcript has 2 exons. The record is from RefSeq and is a predicted model, not a curated record. Bases 79 to 237 code for a protein of 52 amino acids.
AUAGAAACUGUCAAACUGACAUUUCAACUAAAAAGAAAAACAUUUGCUUUGGCAUUGGCACUUGACAAUUGAAUUUUCAUGGCCAAUACUGUUUUACAAUUGGCAAGGAAGUACGGUGUAGUCGUGUUUUUUCCAACUUUUACAGUAACAACUAUAUACGCUGAUUGGUCACAUACACGUGAGUGGAAACGGCAACAAAGACUAUUACUUAAGAAUCAGGAGCUACUAAAAAACUAAAGUAAAUAUGGUACUUGGAAUCGAU